Babjeviella inositovora NRRL Y-12698 is the source of this 1602-nucleotide messenger RNA. RefSeq lists its product as uncharacterized. The record is from RefSeq and is a predicted model, not a curated record. The coding region runs from base 1 to 1602 and encodes 533 amino acids. Gene Ontology annotation, biological process: carbohydrate metabolic process. Lineage: Eukaryota; Fungi; Ascomycota; Pichiomycetes; Serinales. The transcript has a single exon.
AUGAACAAAGUUGCUCCACGGGUACCGCCGUUCAAGGGAAAGAAGACCGCGCCGGAGCACAAACCAAAGCCAAACUCCUUUUUUUCCAACUUCAAGUCGUGCCCUGACUACGUGGAUUAUUCCCAAGCCCGUCAUGGCCCAUACAGCGACGGGCCGUUGGAGUUGCCGUACAUGAGACCCGAUGAGCGGUGCCGGACCUUCACCUCGGAAGCGGUGGAAAAGGUGGUUGCGGACUUGGUUUCGCGCAUCCCCGACCUGGAUUUGGCGCGGUUGGUGGAAAACUGCUUGCCAAACACCCUAGACACGACUGUUUUGUGGAAAACCGAGGCGGAGGCGUUUAUUGUCACCGGGGACAUCCACGCGGAGUGGCUCAGAGACGCGGCGCGACAGCUCUCGGUCUACCAACCACUUGCACGUUACGACCCGGCGUUGCUGAAGUUGAUUCGUAGCGCUAUCGCUACCCAGACACAAUUUGUGCUUAACAGCCCAUAUUGCAACGCCUUCCAACCCCCUGUGAGGUCAGGGUUAGAGCCCUCUAAGCCUUCGACGGACAAAGUGUUCCCUAAAGUUCCCUGGAAGGUUGUGUUUGAGUGCAAAUGGGAGCUCGACUCGCUUGCGUCGUUCUUGACUCUCAGUAACGAGUAUUACGCCAGCACUGGCGAUGCCUCAUUUGUGACGGAGGAGUGGCUCAGGGCCUUGGAAACGGUGUUGAAGGUACUCACGCGCCAGUCGGUAGCGACCUACGACGAAAAUGGAGCGGUCAAUCCGUUCUACUACACCUUCCAGAGGGAUACCAACAUCGGUUCAGAGACAUUACCGCUUGCCGGGACAGGAAACCCUGUCAACUAUGGCACGGGAUUGGUCAGAUCUGCCUUUAGGCCUUCUGACGAUGCGUGUAUUUUGCAGCUCUUUGUCCCCGCCAACGCGCACAUGGCUGUGGAGCUUACUAAAACGGCCGAUAUGUUGAGAGAGGCGUCAAAAUCAGAGAAGGUGUCAAAGAUCGUUACUGCGUGUCAGAAGUUUGCCCAGACGAUCCGCCAGGGGAUCUAUGACCACGCAGUGGUGAACCACCCUGUCUUUGGUGAGGUGUUUGCCUAUGAAGUGGACGGGUUUGGCGGCACGGUGCACAUGGAUGAUGCCAACAUUCCUUCUCUUUUGUCGCUUCCGGACCUCGGUUUCCUCGACAGGUCCGAUACCGUGUAUCAAAAUACCCGCAAGAUGGUGCUCAGCAAGCGGGGAAACCCGUACUACCAGACAGGAUCGUACUUUGAGGCCAUCGGUGGCCCCCAUGUCGGAAUCCACAGUGCGUGGCCUAUGGCGGCGCUUAUGCGCAUCCGGACGUCGGAUAACGCAGAAGAGAUUGCGGAAAACUUGGAAAUGCUCAAAAAAACCACCGGUGGCUUGGGCUUGAUGCAUGAAACGGUGAACGUGAAUUCAAAAGGUGGUGUGGCGUACUCACGGCCGUGGUUCGCCUGGUGCAACUCCGAGUUUGGCAAGACAAUUUUGGACUUGGCCAAGCGCAUGCCCGAGGUGGUGUUUGGAGAGGGCGCCGAGGCGUAUGACAUUAAUGAGGCGUUUAGAGAUUGGACCACACAGGGGUGA